Messenger RNA from Dentiscutata erythropus, 305 nucleotides. The record is from the annotation of a GenBank genome assembly. NCBI's taxonomy places the organism in Eukaryota, Fungi, Glomeromycota, Glomeromycetes, Diversisporales, Gigasporaceae.
UUCGAAAAACUGGAAAAAAUCUUGGAGUAGUAGCACGUGAAAAACAAGCUAUUCACAGAUCAACAAAAAAAAGAGCUAAUUCUGUUAGUAAAGCGGAAUCAUCUACUAAAUCAAGAAGAGCAAAAAAAAUUAAAAAUAUUGAAAGUUCUCAAGAUUUAACAGAUGCAUUAGCUGAAUUUGAUUUAGAAAAAGAAGAGAAGGUUCUUUUUUUAAAAGAAAAAAAAUUAGAAUUAGAAGAACAGGAGUUAAAGCUUGAAAAAGAAAAAUUAGAAAUUCUUAAACUUAAACGGGAAUUAGGCCUUUAA